AUGGGAUUGUGUUGUUCAAACUAGCAAAGUUAAAAAAUUAUGUAUUAAGAUAGUGCUCGGAAGGCAAUUCUAUACAUAGAUGACGCCUAAUUCAAAAGAAGUGAAGAUGGAUAAACUAUUACAUUUAAUUUUUGGGAUAAUGAAACAGUAAAAGGAAUUAAGAACAAUGGAUGGACAUGCGAUGGAGAAUUAUUGCUUAAGGGAGGUUGCUAAAAAGGAUUCAAUUAAGAGUUUUAAACAUAUGAUGAGUAGGGGUUUUUCGAUUUAUCGUAUUAAUUUGCAUUGUGUAAAGACUGCGCUAUUGCUGCAUUAGAGCCCCAAAAUUUGAUAAAGUGGAAUGCAUAUUUCUCUGAAGAUGGAAUUAAAAGAGUAUUUGUACUUGAUUAUUUCAUUAUUGUAAGAAAGAUUAUUAGGGGAGCAGGUACUUAUAACAAUGUUCCAAUUACAAUUCAUGGAUCAAAUGACCUCUCAACUGGAGAUAUAACGCUUUAUAAAUUAAUAUAAGGCGAGGAGAGAGAAAUAGCAUUUAGAGGAAAAAGAGAUCAAGAUUUUAACAUCAUUAGAACAAAACAUGUUGAUAAAUUUGGGACAGGACCUUUAAUAAAUGACAGUGGAUGGGGAUGUGAUGGAAGACAUAUAUUUGAAAAAUGCUUUGGAGGAAUCACAGACUUCAAUUAAACAUCCCAAAAAAUAAAUACUAUUGCUAAGAGCAUGGUUUUGAUCUUUGCUUGGAAUGCACUCAGCACGUUUACAAGUUUUUGGGUUCAAGGUGAAUCCAAGGGAGAUAUGACCUUUGAAAGACUGAUUAUAGCAAAAAAUAAGGUAUUUGGAAAUGGAGGAGACAAAAUUGGAGUAUUUAUAAUUUCUGGAACGAUCAAUCAACCAAAUGGUUAAGUUGUCUUCAGAAAACAAUACUUAGGAAAACACUUUGUCACAUAUGUAGGUGUUUUAUCUAACAAGGGCAAGACAGUAAAGGGUGAUUGGAAGAUUGAAGGUGAUUCAGUGAUCGAGGGUACUUUUGAGUUGUAAUGUGAGUGA
Messenger RNA from Stylonychia lemnae, 1038 nucleotides. NCBI's taxonomy places the organism in Eukaryota, Ciliophora, Spirotrichea, Sporadotrichida, Oxytrichidae. The record is from the annotation of a GenBank genome assembly.